This is a messenger RNA of Entrophospora sp. SA101, 351 nucleotides long. The record is from the annotation of a GenBank genome assembly. NCBI's taxonomy places the organism in Eukaryota, Fungi, Glomeromycota, Glomeromycetes, Entrophosporales, Entrophosporaceae.
AUGGUUGUUCUAUGUGGAUAUCUCAGUGGAUUUUAUACGGGAGGAAAUUCUUUAUUUGCAAAUGAUAAUGCUAGAAAAAAAGUUAUUGAAGCUAAAAACACCAUUCGAAAGGGAAUGGUUUCCAUUUUGCUGGUAAUUCCUUGUGAAAUUAAUAUUAUUCUUGCGAAAAGAGACAAAAGUGAAAUGAAGAAGAAAAUUACAAUUGAUGAGAUAGAGAAUGCAGUUAGAACCUGUGGCCUUAAUAAGAUAAUAAAUUUUAUUGGUGAGACUGAUGCUCCUCAUGAUACUUCUCACAUGAUAAUGUACACAUGUAAAGAUGAAUCAGUUGCAGGUGGUAUUCAUGGUAAUUGA